GUGAACGUGCUUUGUUUGGGACUGGUACAGUCACUUUUUGAGGGAUCAAUGUAUACUUUUGUCCUUGAAUGGACACCAGCUCUUUCUCAGAAUGAAGAUUAUUUCAGAUUUGUACUUCUACUGUCAGCUGCCUGCUUAGCAGUACCGGUUAUAGCUCCGACUAGUGUAGUACUAGUAUUUAUAGCUUUUCUAGUUUUUGAGAUUUGCGUUGGCAUAUUCUGGCCAUCUAUGGGUUGUCUACGAGGUGCAUAUGUGCCAGAAGAAACUCGUUCAACUACCAUCAACCUCUUCAGGGUUCCACUCAAUCUCAUUGUCAUCAUUAUUUUAUGGGCGGUGGGUCAUACUCUACUAAACUCAAUUAGUAAAAACUGUGGGAUUUUUUGCUUAAACUCAUCUCACGCAAUGUCAGCCGAGUAA
Messenger RNA from Cylicostephanus goldi, 417 nucleotides. Lineage: Eukaryota; Metazoa; Nematoda; Chromadorea; Rhabditida; Strongylidae. The record is from the annotation of a GenBank genome assembly.